CUCCGCUGACCAUCAUAGGAUUCCUCUGAGGAGUAAAAGUAACAUUUGGCGAAAGGACACCCGACACCCGGUAACCGGAUCCCGAGGCGGAAGAGUGACUGAAUGGAGUGAACAAAUAACUCAGGCAUGUCUUCCUGUGGCCUGAAUGUGAGUCAAACACCGGAGGUCCGCGCGCCGCCCCGGGACGUGAAGGAAGACGAUGAGGACUCUGAGUAUUUUGCGCGCACGCUCGCCGCCACCGAUUUCUCUCCUCCUUCAUCAUCAUCAUCAUCCACAUCAUCAUCAUCAUCAUCGUCAUCAUCGCCUUCCUCCUCGUCUCCGUCUCCGCUGUGCUUCUCCGCCGAGCAGGUGGCGUGUGUGUGCGAGGCGCUGCAGCAGGCGGGACGGGUGGACCGCCUGGCCCGGUUCCUGAGCACUCUCGGCGGCGGACCACACGGCGGCGGUGAGAGUGUACUCCGCGCGCGCGCUCUCGUCGCCUUCCACCAGGCGCGCUACAGCGAGCUGUACGGUAUCCUGCAGGGCCACAGCUUCAGUCCCGCGUGCCACGCCGCGCUGCAGGAGCUCUGGUACAAGGCGCACUACACGGAGACGGAGAAGGCGCGCGGCCGCCCGCUCGGCGCUGUGGACAAGUACCGCGUGCGCCGGAAGUUCCCGCUGCCGCGCACCAUCUGGGACGGAGAGGAGACCGUGUACUGCUUCAAAGCGCGCUCACGAAACGCGCUCCGGGACGCGUACGCGCGCAACCGCUACCCGUCCCCGGCGGACAAGAGGAACUUAGCCAAAGUAACGGGACUGUCGCUCACUCAGGUCAGCAACUGGUUCAAAAACCGGCGGCAGAGAGACCGGAACCCGUCCAAAAGUGAAUCCGACGGGAACCACAGCACCGAGGACGAGAGCAGCAAAGGACGUGAGGAUUUGUCUCCGUGUCCGCUCUCAGGCUCUGCUGAUAGGAUGGCGUCACACGUAUCUCCUCCCUCCCGAGCCUCAGGACUCCAUCCAACGGAAGACGAUGUAAACUUCCUGUAUAACGGGGCUUUCCUUCCGUCCUCCUCCAGGUUCCUCUCCUCCACAGGAAGCCUGGCGUUCGGCGUUCCGGGUCUCACGCUCCAGCCGCCGGAGUACAGACCCGAGACCGACGGAGAUGGAGCGCGUGAGAAAAGGAUGGACGGAUCGGAAGCGAUGGGUUCUUCUGACGGAGAUGGAGCGCGUGAGAAAAGGAUGGACGGAUCGGACGGAGGAGACGACGGCGUGUUGGUGAACUCUUUCUUCAGAGGCGCAGAAGCGGAGGUGAACAGCGGAGCUUCAGGUACAGAGUACGAUCACGCGGCAAAGGUCCAGCUCACCAGUUACGUUCCGGAAGAUGAAGCUACGGCAGAAGGAGGAAGUGAAGAAUCGUCGCUGAUGAGAGACUCUUUAACCCUUCCUCAUCUGCAGCUGCCUUCGUCUUCCUCACCUGCUGCACCGACACAAGUGCUGGUUAGCGUUAGCAGCUUAGCUGUGGAGCAGGAGCAGGGGAGUUUGGCUCGUCUGCAGCCCAGCACGGUGCUCUUUAACCUGGGCGACUCUUCUGCGCUCGGUCCAGUCAAACAGGAGCGUGAGAGGGACGUGGAUUUCUCCUCUGUGCAGAACUCACACCUGCGCUUCACACACACACUGCUACACCCUCCACACGGUCAGGCGGAACUGACGGACUUCAGGGGUCAUGACCCUCAGAUGACCUCUGACCUCAGUGAGGACUUCCUGUGUUCUGCAACAGAUGUAUAGAGAGACGACUGAAUUUUGUGACGUGUUAGAAUAUGUUCUGUGUGUGUGUGUGCGUGCGUGCGUGCGUGCGUGCGUGUGUGUGUGUGACGAGAGGGUGAAUGUAUUAGAUUUCAGAUAAGAAGUGCUAAAAAACCAAACUGUAAAAUGGACACACGUUACUGUUACUUUAGUUAAAAGUCAGAAAGGGGACUCGUGCACAUCGCAGGAUUCAUGCGAGCCAAUCAAAACGAUCAUUGUGUCAUAACUAAUUUGCAUGAAAUGUGAGUUUCCGUGUCAGCUGUCUGUGUGUCACUGUGAGUGUGAGGUUAUACAUCUACAAGUUAUACAGAUUUUUUAUUUCAAUAUAAAAUAUGCUUUAUUUAAACAUA
Messenger RNA from Ictalurus punctatus (channel catfish), 2132 nucleotides. RefSeq names its product homeobox protein SIX1. Gene Ontology annotation, biological process: regulation of transcription by RNA polymerase II. Gene Ontology annotation, cellular component: transcription regulator complex; nucleus. NCBI's taxonomy places the organism in Eukaryota, Metazoa, Chordata, Actinopteri, Siluriformes, Ictaluridae. The coding region runs from base 127 to 1764 and encodes 545 amino acids. Gene Ontology annotation, molecular function: RNA polymerase II cis-regulatory region sequence-specific DNA binding; DNA-binding transcription factor activity, RNA polymerase II-specific. The transcript is spliced from 3 exons. The record is from RefSeq and is a predicted model, not a curated record.